This is a messenger RNA of Homarus americanus (American lobster), 15557 nucleotides long. RefSeq names its product golgin subfamily A member 4-like. The transcript is spliced from 29 exons. The record is from RefSeq and is a predicted model, not a curated record. NCBI's taxonomy places the organism in Eukaryota, Metazoa, Arthropoda, Malacostraca, Decapoda, Nephropidae. The coding region runs from base 62 to 12448 and encodes 4128 amino acids.
CCAAUGGAAGACUAAGUGGAUUGAGGUUGGAAUAUGGUGAAUUUCGUCUUAUUUUGCGAAUAUGUUAAAGAAAAUACGGGACAAAAUUACAGAGGAGGUGCAACAGACAUCGUUAAGACUCCCAGUAUCUGUUCAGCAGUCUGUACAGCAGUUAACACAGAAGUCAGCUACGGAUCAGUGGCUUGAGGCCGUUAAUGAGGGAAGCCAAUUGAAUCUAUCACCAUUCAGUGGGGCAGCAACCUCACCAGGCGAACAGAAGAAAGAAUUAGAGACAGGAUCACUCCAAGAUGAGCUGCUGGUGGACAUCUCAGAUAUUAGGCCAGCAGGACACAAUAAGGAUCUUUUCAGCAUUGAUGAGGACAGUCGUGAAGGCUCUCCUAGUAAGUCUGGAUUCCAGUUAGUGGACUUAAGUGAUGCAGAGACCUUCACCCCUGCUGACUCUGGGGGGGGUCCAGGUCACGGGCAAGGAGUGGCUGGGGUGACAUUUGACCCUACCAUAACAAUGAGCAGCAGCCCUACCCAUAGAGCCAGACGGGACUCGUCUGGCUCUAGUGUCAGUGAUGUUAGUGGCCUCUUCCCCAUCUAUGAGGUUCCUGGAGUGUCUUUCAAUAUGCCACAGAGUGACUUGGAAUCAUCAAGUGAAUGGGAGGACAGCAGCAAUACGGCCGUUGUGGACCGACUGAGCAAGGACACCGUUUACCAAGCUUACCUCAAAAUGCGACAGCGCUACCACAAGUACAAGGGCCGGUACGCUGAUUUAGCUCGGGCAUACAAAGACAAAGAAAGAGAAUCAGACAAAUUGCGAGAUGUUCUCACUAAAACACAAGAUAAAGCUCUGCGAAAAGUGAGUGAGCUGAAGGAGCAAUGCACAUUAGAGCAGCAGGCAAAAGCUCACCUGGAGCAGGAGCUUCGCAGUGACCUGGAGGAAAAGGACCACAAGAUCACAGCUCUCCAGACUAAGGUGAGUGGACUACAAGAACAGUGCGUCCUUCAGCAGCAGGCCAAAGCCCAUCUAGAGGAAGAGCUUAAUGCUGACCUGGAGGAAAGGGAGCACAAGAUAUCAACGCUCCUGACGAAGGUGAAGAUUCUACAGGAAGGUGUCACAGGGGAUCUAAAUAUCACAGUUGCACCUCCUCAGAACAAUGAGCAAUCGGCAGUAAUUCAGCAGGAUGUGUGUUUCAUCAAGAAUCAGGAUGAAGGUGACAGUGUCUCGGCAGGCGACAAUUCAUCUGGAACAGAUAAUGUAUCAACAACUGAGAGUGUGUCUUUGGCAGAUAACAUUUCCAUUGCUGACAAUUUGUCUGUUGCAUCCCAUGGGUCAGCUUCAACUGCAAUUACAAUUAACACUGAAGCUGAAGAAGUGAUAGAGAAACUUAAAGGUGAUGUAGCCAAACACAAAUCCUUAUUGGCACGGUGUAUGGACAAUAUUCGGGGCAACAAGGAACGCAUUGCUUUACUGACACAGGAACGGGACAUUGCCACCACCCAGCUUCAAGAUAAACUCAAACAGAUUGACAUUCUAAAGGAGGAACAUGUGAAGGAGUUGGAUUCACUAAGGUCCAGCAUGGAAUCAUCAGCCUUGAGUAUGGCAGAGACAAAGAAACAACUAUUUGAGGAGCUGCAGGUGAAGGAGGCAGAGACUGAGAGAUGUAAACAAGCAUCUGCAGCAAUAGAGAAGCAACUGGAAGACGAACGGGACAGAUGGCAGGAAGAACUUCAGAUCAAACAGCAGGAAUUAGAAGAAAAAGAAACGUCUCUUCUGGAACUUGGGACCAACAUUGCAGCACAAGAAGAUGACGAUGCAGACCGAGAAGAGUCUGUAGCAGCCAUCAAAAAAGAGGUAGAGGCCAGGAUCCACCAGCUAGAGGCUCGCACUCUUGAGUUUAAGGAAUCACGAACUGAACUCGAAAUUCAACUGACAGAAAUUAACCAAGCUAAAGCACAGCUUGAGGAGAAAGUACAACAACUAAUGAAAGAUAAUGAAGAGUUUAGAAAAAACAAUGAUUUGAUGGAAGGUGGCAAAAUGGAGGUAGAACAAAAGUUAAUAACAUUGGAGAGUGUCAAGGUAGAACUUGAGGGUGAGAUAAAUGAUCUCACCAAUGUUAAAAAUGGACUUGAAGAGCAAGUAAAGGAAUUAUCAGAAUGUAAGAUGCAGCAGAAGGAAAAACUAGAUGAGUUGAAGAAAAGUCAGUUGGACCUUCAAAAGCAGAUGGAAGAAUUACAAGAAGCUCACACUAGUUCUGCUGACAUUAAUGAGGCUGCUUCCCACGAGAUAAUGGCCCUGAAAGAAGCCAAUGGACAAUUGACUGACAGCUUAGAGCUGAGUGAGAAAGAAAAGGGGGAACUUAAAGCAACUUUGGAACAAGCAGAAAUAGAUAAAGAGAACAUUUUGAAAGAUAUAAGUGAAAAAAGAAUUAAUAUAAUGGACUUAGAAGCACAAAGUGCUGGUCUAGAAGUAAAGUUAAAGACCAGCAUUGAGGAAAAUUCUGACUUGAAAGAUCAAAUUAACUGUUGUAUUAGGGAGAAGGAAUUUAUAAGUAAAGAACUAAAUGAAACAAGAGACAAAAUGGAAAAAGAGCUAAGCUCACUAGCUGAAGAAACUGUGUGUGUAAAGCAUGAAUAUGAAAACACUAUAAAAGAAUUAGGACAAUUAAAAUCUGAAAAAGAGAAUGUUGACCAGACACUUUUAUCUCUUCAAAAGGACAUGGAAAGUUUGAAAUUUGAAAAGGAGAACUUAAGCAUGACACUUACCGAGGCAAAGGAUAAUGUGACCAAAGUGAAUCAGGAAGCCUUUACAGAACUCAAUUUGGUGACAGAAAAGAUGAAUAAACUCAACAGUGACUGGGCAAAACAAAUGCAAGAAAAAGAUCUAAUCAAUAAUGAACUCAGCAGGAAAGUUUCUGAGCUAGACCAGUGUUUAAAGUUAAAAACUGAUGAGAGUCAGCAAAAAAUUGAAAGCCUUAAUUCCAUGUUACGACAAACUGAAUUAAAUGACAGAGAAUUACAGUUGAAAAUAGAAAGCCUUCAAAAUGAGAAUAAAAUAUUUUAUAAAGAUAUCGGUGAUAUGAAGACCAAUUUACAGGCUAAAGAGACAGAAAUUCUGAAUUUUGAAAAGAAAAUGCAUGCGGGAAAUAGUGAACUAAGUGCCCGAGUUGUUCAGUUGGAGACUGAUAUUAGCAGCCGUGAGGUGGAACUCACAGCUGUAGUCGAAGAGAAGAAUAAACUUAAUGCACUGAUUGACAAACUGAAACUGGAAAAGAACAAACUGCAGGAUGAGUUAAAAACGGCACAUGGGGAAGUAAUGGAUCUCAAGAAAGUGGUUCCUGCAUUACAAAUAGAGCUCAAAGAUAAAGAAGAGCAGAACAAGAGUUUGAUGGAGGAAAUGACAAUGCAGAGUGAGAAGAACAAGUUGACGAGGGAAGAAAUGCAGAGAGUUUCAGAAUCUUUUGAAACUGAGAUGAUUAAAGCAAAGGAUAGUUAUGCAAAGCUGAAAAAUAGUUAUGACAAGUUUAUUAAAGAAAAGGAUGCAAUACUUAAUGAACAGAACAAAGUAAUUGCAGAGCUGGAAAAGAAGGUUCAAGAAAGUAAACGGUGUUUAUGUGAGCUGCAAUCCAUAGUGACACAGAAGGAAGACAAAAUUAAAAGUUUACUUAAUGAAAAGAAGUCUAUGCUUCUUGAACUGGAAAAGACUGUUGAGGAGCAACAAAAUGAGUUGAAGAAUAAAGAGUGUCUUAUAAAGAAAAGAACAGAAGAUUAUGAGUUGAAGGUGGAGGAAUUAGAAGCCACGAUGCAACAUAAUGAAGAAUCACUGAAAACUCGUUUAGAGAGUAGCCUUGAAGAGAAACAUGACCUGGAGAAGAGGGUAGCAGAGUUGUCUCACACUGUUCUGGAGAAAGAUGAGAUGAUUGUCAGACAGGCAGAAGAAGCUGAACAGAGAGGCUCAGGAAGACUCGAUCAAAAAGACGAAGGAGGUAGAGCUUACUUGGGAAGAGAGACUGAGCUGUCACUACAAGUGGCAGCUGAGGGAUCACCAAGGUGUGAACGUGACCGAUUCCAAAAACAGCAUGAAGAAAAUUUGGCGAGUGCCUCCCUGGAGCUGAACAAGUCACAGCAGUCUCAGUUGGAGGCAGCCAGGAGUAGCCACCAGCGUGCCAUCGCCACCAGGGAUGCCACCAUUGCUGCACUGAAAGACGACCUCGACAAGCAGCAACUCUCCCUCCAGGAGGAACUGGACACUUGGCGCAACAAGUGGAGAAUUUGCAGAGGGAGCUGGCUGAAGCUAGGUGCCAAUCAGAGUGUCAGGUUCUGGGGUAAGGUGAGUGUGGCUGGUGUUGGAGGAGUGCCAGGUUCUAAGGCGGCUUGGCCCCGGCAACCUCAAGCUCCAACAGUCGAGGGAGACUCCUCUAUGGCAGACUCCGACUCCAAGAAGCAGAUAGAGCUGGAGUGUCAGCAGGUGCAGGAGCAUUUGCUGAUGCUAACUGCUGACCGCGACAAACUCCACCAAGAGUUUGAGCAGCUUACCAGGAGCAGUCACCGCCUCCUGCAGCAAAUUCAGGAAGAUAGUACAUCAGCUAGCGAGAGGAAGUUCCACAGCUAUGAGGCAGAGAAGAAGAGGAUUGAAGAAAAGCUGGAAGCUCUUGAGAAUAACAUCUUAGAGAAAGACAAGAAUAUUGCACUUUUAGAUGCCAAGGCUGGUGAUUACUUACUGCAAGUGAGCACAACCAGUAAUAACCUUUUUGAUGAUGAGGAGAAGGUUGAGAAGCCCAAUAUCAGUAGUGAUGGUGGUUAUGAUGAUGUUGAUGCAGUAGGUGUUGGGGAGGGAAAAGUGUCAAUUGAGGGUGCUAGAGUUGGUAGUCAUGAGCAUAAAGUAGAUUAUUGUGGAAAAAAUGCUAAGGAGAAAUCUUUGGUCAUGAUAGAAGGCAACUGCAAUGAGAAAGAGGAGAUUUUUGACAGAAAGGUAAAUGAUGCUGAUCUUUUGGAUGGUGUUGGAGGAACAAAUGAAGAUCGACCUACUGAGGUUGGUGAGCAGCAGCAGCCUGAACAUGUACUUCGUGAUGGAGUAAUGGCAGAAGAACCACCAUUGGAUUCUGUUACUGAAGCUUCAGCAGAUGUGGCCAUAUCUAAGCCCAAAGAUGGUGAAGUUGUAGUGAAGGUAGAAGCAGAAAAGGCAAGUGAAGAUAAUGUUAAAGAAGAGAAGUGUAAAGAGAAGGAACUAGUCCAGAGAGAAAUUAGUGAUACAGUGCUUGUGAAAAAAGGUGAUUUAGAAAAGAUAAAGUCAGUUGUGGAAAGUGAUAACAAAGACUCGGUGGACACUGUAGUAGUUAUAGAAGAAAUAAAGGCAGAAGAGAAAAAUGAGUUGUCUAAAAAUGUUAAUGUGGCAAAUACAGAUAAAAGCUUAGAGGAAGGAAAAAGAAAUGAGAAUGAUUUGAUAUCUAGUGCAGUGACGCCAACUGAUAAUGUAAGUGGACUGUUACAUACUGAAGCUACAAGUUCUUUGCCUUCUGCAACUUCAGCCCCAUCUGUAGCCCCUAUAGUGACUGCAGACACAACUCUCCCACCCACUGGGAUCCCUGCUUCUGAAAGCAGCACCAAGGGUAUACCUGGGAGGGACAAUGCAGGUAAGCAGACUAGUGGUAAUGGAUCGCCAGUUCGUGAUCAGGUAGUCUCUCUAUCAAUGCUUGUGGCCGAACUUCGUCGAGUUAAAGAUGAUAUGGGGUGUAUGUCUGUCAAAGAACAUUCCUUCAUUGAAUUGGAAGAUCAACUACAGGCUGCCAAUAAAGAAGUUUCUUCUUUAAAGGUUUCAAUGUCGAGAAUGUCAAAAGAUCUUGAAGAAAAAAACCAAUGUUAUCAAGCACUUGAGGAGGAGAAUGAAAAGAAAAUGGACAUUGAAUUUAAGAUGAGUGAAAUUCAGGAUGUCACUAAUAAAUGCACUAUGUUGGCCGAAGAAAAAUCUGAUUUGUUACGAAAGUUGGAGGUGUUAGAGAUCAUGAUGACGGAGUACCGCACUGAGAUAGAGAUGUUAAUUGCUGAAAAGGCAAAAAUGGAAGAGCAGACUAAAGAGUUAUUGGCUGCUAAAACUACAGCAUCAACAGCUGAAGCUGAGAUAGAUUCAAGGACCAAUGUUGAGGAAAAAGAAAAGGAAAUUGAGGAGCUAGUUGAGAAGGUACAGAGUAUGGAGAAAGAAAUGAAAGAGUUGAAUGACAAGUUAAAGGUUACCAACAGACACUUGAAAGUCAUGGCUCGGGAACGUGAGCACAAACAGAAAGAAUGUGAAGUUCUCAGACGCAAAGUUGAAACGGUGGAGCUGAAGAUGUGUGAACUGCAAGGAACAUUUGACAUGCUGGUGAAGGCUGUCAUGGUUGAAAGAGAUGAUCUGAUUAAGGAAAUGGAGGAAAAGAGAAGUCAGAUAGAUGACCUGCAGCAGACUCUAGUUCGGCUGAAGGAUACUCAUGAACAAGAACUUGAAAAUGUGUUGUAUGAUAAAAAAUUAAUUAAUGACGAACUCGAUAAAUAUAAGUCCGGUGAAUUAAGGUCAUCUGCUGUACCUAUGGUGGAAAAGAAUGAGCUUGAUGAUGUCAAAUUACAGAAGGAAGCAUUGGCAUUAGAAGUGAAGCAGAAGACUGAAGAGACACUACUUCUUGAGAAAAAAGUGAAAACUAUCCAAGAUGACAUGACAGAUUUUGUUAAUUCCCUCAAGGAUGAAAUGGCACGUUUAAAGGAAGAUAGUGAGAAGAUGAAGUCAGAAAAGGACAACUUGACAGAAAUAUUUAGUUCACUACAAGCUGAACAUUUGGAUCUCACAGGUAAGCACCAAAAUAUGGAAAAAUCCUACCAAGAACUUGAGAAGUCAGACAAAGAAAAGACUUCUAAUCUGGAGGCUCUGAGACUGCAGCUAGAAGACUUACAACAGCAGCUGGAAGACCUUAAUGCUAAGAACUUCAACAUGACAACUGAGAUAUACAACAAAGAAGAAGAGUUCCGAGAGGAGCUGUCAGCACGCGAGGGAACCAUCCAAGAGUUAACUGUAACUCUCACUAAUAAUCAGAAACAGUCCAUGGAAAACUACAAUGCUCUUCAGGAGGACAAGAGUUCUCUGGAGACAAAAUAUAAGAAUUUGCAAACAGAAAAUGAGAAACAGCAGAGAACAAUGGAGGAAAAAUUAAAGUUGUCUGAAGAGGAGAGAAGUCGAGAGAUAAAAGAGCUGCAAGAAAAAAUAGAAUCAUUAGUGGAAGAAAUUAAUAAACAAAAGAAAUCACCAGUAAUAGAUUCUGAGGCAUCUGGUGUGGCUCAGUCAGAUUCUUCAGUAACAUCUUCCUCAACUUCCCAUUCUCUAGUUGCAGAUAAAGAAUGUGUGAAGGUUGUGGGUAAAGAGAAAGAGAUUGAGAUCCUGACAAAGAAAGGAAAUGAUCUCCAAGAAGCUCUAGAGUUAACUCAAAAAAAGUUAAAUGACAAAGAGAGUGAAAUGAAAACACUUGUGGAUUCUGAUAUUCCAAAGUUGCAGCAGACCAUUAAAGAACUUACAGCAGAACUUGAGGCUGUCAAAGGUAAAUCCUCAACAAGAGAAAGUUUUGAGAGUCACGAGAAGUUUGAAGCAAUCAUUACUGCUAAGGAGGAAAAAAUCCAAGAACUUGAAUCAAAAGUCAGUGAGUUGGAUAAGUGCAUGGAUUACAUCACACAACUUGAGGGAAAACUUGAAGGAGUGUCGCAAGUUCCAAACAAUGUGGAAUCUCAUUUAGAACAGAUAAACAAACUGAGUACAGAUAUUUCAAAACUUAAGGAGGAGCUGAUGCAAAGCUGUGGAGAAUGUGAAGCCCUAAAAAAUACCAUCACUCAGUUAGAAAAUGAAAAGAAAAAUGUGGAAAUUGAGAAAGCCAACUUAGUAAAAGAGUAUGAAAGUAAAUUGCAGAAAGCCGAUACUAAUCUUCAGGAAGCUAAUGCAGAACUAGAAAAAAAAAAAAACUCGGUUGAAAGAUUAGAAUUAGAACUUAGUCGCAGUAGUAGUAGUCACGUAGAAGAGGUUGCAAAGCUAGAAAGCAGCCAUAUAGGUAGAGUAGCUGAGUUAGUGAAGCUUCAUAAACACAAAGUAGAUGAACUUAAAGUAAGUAAUGCAGCCAUUGUCAGUGAGCUGAAUAAACACAUUGAUAAAAUUUAUGAAGAGAAAGUAGCGCUGAAUGAGGAACUCGAUAAAAUCAAACUUGAAUUAAACAAAAAUUUGUCCAAAAGAGAAGUGAUCAUAUUGGAGGAAAAGAAUGAUCUUCAAAGCAAGAUUCAAGUUCUUCAACAAAAUAUUGUAUCAUUAGAGAAAGAAAAGCAACAAAUUGAGGAAGAAAAGAGAAUAUUAAAAAAUGGUUAUGAAGAAGAACAAAUAAUGGCAAUGGAAAUGCAAACUCAGAUGGUUUCUGACCUGGAAAAAUUGAUACUUAAUUUGGAAUCUGACAAAGGCAGUUUAGAGAAGCAGGUGGCACAACUACAGGCUUCAUGUGAUGUUCACUCAGGCAAUAUCCUUGAGAGUGAGAAAAAAGUAGCUAUUUGUGAAGAUUUAGUCAUAAAUAUAGCAAAAGAAAAGGAAAUCCUCAAGGAUGAGAUAAAGAAGCUAAAAGAAAUAAUUGGGGAAGAGACUGUUUCACGUAUCAAGGAGGACCAUCUAAAGUCUAAGACCAUUGAGGAACUCACAGCAAAAAAUGAAAAGUUAGAAAAUUACCUUGAGAAAGCUCAGAUAUCUUUAGAAGAACAAGAGGAGAUUUAUGCUAUGAAACUAAAUGAAGAGAGAGAUGACCACUUGAUGCAACUGAAAGCCUUACGCAAAGAGUUGUCAGAGGAAGUCAGUGUUAUUGAAGAACGAAAAGAACAAUUGGAAUUAGAAUAUGAAGAAAAAAUUGCCUUGGUAAUUGCUGAAUACCAGGAGCAGAUUAGUACAGUAAAUAACACUUAUGAGACCAGAAUGCUAGAAGAAAAGGCUCAAUUUGGUCGUGUUCUGGUUACAAAGAUAGAUGAGUAUGAGGGUAAGCUAGCAGCACAUGCUGAUGAGAUCAGUUCCUAUGAAACUCAACUUGAUGCUCUUCAAAGUGAAAUUGAUGAAAAAGUUAAAGUCAUUGAAGAACUUGAAUGUAGCCUUGACGAAAUGACUCUUAUGAGAGCUGCACUUAGAGCUCAAGUUGAUGACUUAAAAUUAACUAUGAGCAAAAUGAAUGAGAGUGGAGAAGAGUCAUAUUUAGAUAUUCUCCAGAGUGAGUAUGAGACUAGACUCAAUGAUAUUCAAGAGCAUUAUGAAUCUCAGUUAAGUUAUCUUCGUUCAUUACUGUCAGGGACAGAGUAUGAGGUGCAGGCAGCAGGAUGUAGCUCCCCCUCACAGGGCUCAGAAUACUCUAUUGAACUUUCUUGUCUUCGACCAUACUUGCAAGGGCAGUCAUCCCCCAUAGCUGAUCUAGCAUCAGAAUUGAGGUCACAAUCUGCCCAAGAAUCUCAGUCUGGUUUUGGGGGCAAUAGUGAAAUCCAUGCAUUGAGCCAGAGUUUUCAUCUCCUAACUCGGUCUUCCUCGGGUACUAAAAGCAAGGAAGAUAUCCAAUCUUAUUCAUCAGCAGAUGGCAAAAUAGGUAUUACUUUAACAUCUUUAAGUGCUCAUUUAAGGACAAAAUCAAUUUCAAAAGCCAAAAGUAAGUGUAAAUCCAAUGGGUCAAUACCUCGUGUGUUGCUCAACUCAGCAUCAAGAUCAGAACUUAAACUAUUACAAGCAAGUUUAGGGAAGAAGAGUGAGCCUUUGGCUAACAAUUCCAAGUCCAAAAUACAGCAGACCAUACAUAAAGGACCACAGCAGACAGGUGAAACCAAUAAUGGGAUCAUCUAUCAAGCACAACCAAUUGAUCAUGAUUAUCAGUGUCCAGAAGUAUCCAAAGAUGGGGCCAAGUGUGAACCCCAGUUACCCAGUCCUGACCUAGACUCACCCACUUCGUCUACAAUGGGGGCGAAACCUCGACCCCCUCGCAGAAUUGCCUCGAAGUGCAAGUCCUCCCCAUCAACAAAACCCUCGACCUCUGUUGACACGGAUCCUUUGCUGGCCACCAACAUUGCCAUCUCCAGCACCACUCAGCCCUCUGACCCUGACCCCAACAACACAGCGCUUGACAAGUAUCGUAUUAAAGUAGAAAUGUCCACGUGUUGCAUAGUACUGAGUGAAAGGCUUCGGGUUAUUGAAACGACUAUGGAAGAAACUAGUGCUCAACUUGCGACGUCGACGGCCGGGUGUGCUGGGCUGGAAGAGAGGCUCCAGCAGGCCAAGGCCACCUGUGAGACCCUCACGGCGCAAGUAGAAGCACUUUCCAACAACAACCACCAACUCACUGAGAAAAUAGAAAGUUAUGAGAAAGAAAAGGAAGAGACAACGAAAACUAUUGCUAUGUUAGAAUUUAACAAUGAACAUAAUAGAAAUAAGGUAUUGAAUAUGGAGCUGUCCAACAAGGACCUUCAAGGAAAGAUAGAGGCAUUGUGGAAUGAAAAGGGAGAACUGAUGAGGCAGCUUAGAGAAGGAUCUUCCGGCAUCUAUGAGCAGUUAACAAAAGAAAAAGAGGAACUUGAACAAAAGUCAGCCAAAGAGAAAGAGGAAUUACAAAAGAAACACAUAACAGACGAAAGAGGCCUUCAGGAUCAACUGGAGGGCCUCAUGGAGAUUAGAUUAGGAUAUGAGAAGCAGAUCAGCCAGAUAGAAGUAAGCAAUGCUGAGAUGCAUGGUAAGAUUGGAGGCAUUCAGCUAGAGCGUGAUGCUGCAAAAUCUGAGGCUGCCCAGCUCAUGACACAAAAACUUGAUAUGGACAAGAAACUUGAAGGUCUCACUAAGGUCAAAGAGAACUUGGAUGAGCAAGUUUUGGUACUCAAAGGAACCAUUUCCAACCUGGAGGAAAAAUCAGAGACUGAAGAGAACCGGAGUCAGACUCUUAGUGAGACUAUUAAUACACUACAAAACAAUAUCCUCAACCUUCAGAAGCAGGUAGAAGGACUCAAUGAAACCAGCGGAAAGCUUGCCCGGGACCUGCAAAGUGAAAGCAAGCUGCGAAUUGAAACCCAGGCUCAACUAUCUCAGGUGAAACAGAUGCACAAGCAGCUUGAGGAAUCCUAUACUGCUGAUAGGAUAACAAUAGACAAGCUGGAGAGUGAAAAGAAGGACCUGGAAAUGACAAUUACUACCUUAAAGGAGACAGAAGUGAAAGUUUCUGAACUCCAGGCUCGUAUUGCAGAGCUUGAGUCUGACAGGAAGACCCUCUCAGCGAAAUUAAGCAUUGUACCUGAUACAGUUGACACCCCCAAUGACAACAAAGUAAAUAUAGUGGUAGAACAAUUGACUGAAAAAACACAAACGAAUAUAAAUGAACGACGAAACCCAGACGAAGAAGAAAUCAUACGAUUGAAAGCUUUGUUGAAGGAAAAAGAUGAAGAGGUUAACAGGAUACAACAAAGCCUUAAGGAUGUACAGGAACGAUUAAGAUUAGCAGAAGUAAUAAGCGGAGAAGUUGAAGAGCAGAGGGAGAAAAUGCGCAACUUAGAAGCCAAGAUGGUCUUAGCAGAAGAACAACACCGUCAGCAAGUCAAAACUGUGUCUCUGGAAGCUGAAAAAUGGGUUACUGCAAAAGAACAAGAAUGCCAACAGACUAUCUCCUCAGCUUAUGAUCAGCAAGACAGUGAAACGAGUACACUAGUACGGCAACAUCGUGAUAUACUGCGGGAAGCUCAGGAAGAGGCUCGGGAGAAGGCUGCUGCACUUGAUUCUGUUGCUCAAGAUUAUCAAAACCAGCUCAAGGAAAAAGAUGAAGAACUGUGCAAGUUUGUCCAACAGUAUGAAGAACAACUAGCAUCCCUCAACAUGAACCAUGAACUUCACAUCAAGGAGGUGGAGGCCACGUGGAAAUCCCGUGCAGAGAGGAUGGUGCGGCAACGGGAGCGGCAGCUCCAAGAGGAGAAAGAUGCACUCUCACAGGAGUGGAACAAGGAGCGCAGGGAACUAGAACGACUAACUCAAGUAGCUGCAGCAGCUUUCCGAAGUGGGACCGAGUCAGUGGAGCUCCUCAAGAAACAGGUGGCAGCUCAGCGCAGGGAACUGGAGGAGGUUAAGAUGAACCAUGGGAAGGAAAUUGGGGAGCUCAAAGCCUUGCUGGAAUUGAAGAGAAGAACGAGAGGUGGUGUUGGUGGAGGUGUUACUGGCACAAGAUUAGGAAUGGCGUUAGAGGAAGCGGCAGAGUUUGAGUAUUUAAAGAACAUCCUUUACCAAUAUAUGCUUGGCAAGGAAACACAGACAUUGAGUAAAGUCCUGUGUGCAGUAGUGAAGUUUGAUAGCCAACAACAACAGGAGAUCUUGGAUCAUGAAGAACAUCGUCAGAGUCUGCAGCUGCAAACAGAACCCAGCACAGUCCAUUCGACACUAUUAGGAGAAGAAAGUUGUGAUCUGUCCAAGACCCUGUGAUGAUGCAGGCAAGCAGGCAUUCACAGCCCACAACCACAACUUAGUUUGUGGAUUUAACCUUUAGCAUCGCUACAAAGCUGGUCACAGGGUCUGGGUCUCUACUGAACACCAUAGUGAAAAUGCAGUGUUGUCCAACAGAAGAGAAGACGUUUACAUGAUGUUCACGACAGUACCUGAAUUAUGGUAAAAGCAGACCUUUGACUGUUAUUCCAUUAAAAUAGUUACUGUUGUCAUUAGCAGCCUAUACUAUAUAUGGUGUUUGAUGUUGUGCAAUAUAAUAUUGUACUUAUAGACUGGCAGUUGGAGAGCUCUCUUAUUAAAAACUCAGAAGCACAGUGUUAACAUACAUGUUCAUUAUAAAUUAUAUUUUCUUAUUGAGUAAAGUUUCUUAUAAGAAGGACUACCAUGUGUGCCGACACUUCAUAUAACAACUGAACCGUGAAUACCCAGAAAAACUCAUGUCUGUCUUUUAUUAUAAGCCAGUUUUGUAAACCAUUCAGUUACCUUUACCAAUAGUUUUCAUUAUAAGAGACUUCCAAUUUUAUGCUCUUGUUACCAGUAAUGAUUCAUAUUCGAUGAUUUUCAUGGGACCAGUCCAUGAAAUAUACAGCACUAGUUAACUGAAAAUUUUUUCCAUUAAUAAACAUGAUUAUGGUGUAAGGCUUAAGACAAUAGUGAAGUACAUGUAAGUACUAUAACAACCUCUGGUACUGAGCUUACUCUGACAUCAUGUUUAAUAAAUGUCAGUAAUGUACUCACAGAAUAUAGUCAUCACCACCAUCUGUUGUAAAAAUAGAUGUUGUGUGUAACCUCUAUAAAUGUUAAGUAACUGGAGCAUGGAUCAGCUAAUUGGUUGUGUUCAAUUUUAUAAAAGUAAAAUCUAGUCACCUUUAUAAAGUCAAAGGACAUUGAUAUUGAUAAUCACUUCCUGGUGGUUGUAUAAUGUAACUCUUUUCUAUUUUGAGAAGAGAGUAUGUAUAAAUACUGCCAAAUUAUUUUACUGUUUUUCUUCAUUUGUCAAUCAAUUUUCCAGAGUACCAUAUUUUUUAAUGUGUCAAAACCAGUUUGGAUAUAGAUGUGUGAAUAUUGGCCAUCAUCCUGGGCUGCUCUGAAGUCCAUGAAUAUACUGUACUAAUAACACAGCUUCAUCAACCAAGGCAUCAUAAACACAGACCGAUUACUUUUAUAUUUAUUUUAUAGUUAUAUACAUAUAUCCUAAUUGGAGUAAGUUCAUCAGCUUAUAGUGAAUGCACUGGUUGUCCAAUUGUGUUGAAAGCACUUAACUGGACUGGGUUUCCCAAGAGGUUGUAAUCUCCUUGAGAUUGGAAGGGUGAAAAAAGAAAAUCAUACCAAUGAAAUAUAUAUUUGCUUUGUUAAUACUGUAUUUCCAGUGGAUCACUCUUCCAGAGAUGUAUUCCAUAUUCCUUUAUUUUGCAACUGCCUUGACAAUAAACAACAGAUACUUCUUAGGUAUCUAUUCAACCUGGUAUCUCAGGUAUCAGGAAAUAACUCAGUUGCCAGGACUUGAUGUUUCAUGUAUCCAGGACUUGGCAGCGUGGAACAUCAGGAUUUGUAAAGCAUGUGUCUAGAAUCAAGACGCUCCAGUAUCAGGACGUUUUAUGUUAAAUAUCAAAACCUGAUGGAAGUUCAUGUGAGCCACCAACCAGUACCCACACAGUAACAAAAUCAUGAUAAUUCAGAUUAGUAUAUUUUCAAAGUUGUACUAAUGGUGAUUAUGAAUGUUGUGUUAUAGAAAAUGAAUAAUGUGAGUUUCUGAACUGUAAAAGAAAGUAAAGCCUGUAUAAGCAUUAGGUGAGGGACACUGUUUUACCUUUUGGAAGAGGAAGUUAAAGAAAGGUGAUCAAGUGUGGAUUUGUGGCCUACGAAGUUGCGGAUGCCAAUGAUAUUUAAAGUAUUGGUAUAUCUGUCACAUAGAGCCAUUGUAAGUAGAAAAUAUGGUCUUUUCCUUUCCAUUCCUCUCAUCCAGCACCAACAUGCAAUAAUGAAAAAGGUUUUCCAACCACCCAUUCAUACAUGAUAGUGACUUUCUCUUCGAUAAAUUCAUUACUUACAAUUUAUUCCUCUGCAUAUUUUUAUUGUUGUUGAAAUAAAAUACUAUAAUUAAUAUUAUUGUUGUAAAUCAUAUUUUAAUUUUAUUUAUUUGAUUAAAUUUGGCUUUUGUAGAAGUGCUGCAGCUUUUGUUAAUAUUUCACACAUUUCUGUAUCUAUCUUAUGGUUGUCCAAGGUUUGGUUUGACCAGAGUGGAUGUACAGUGGAUUUCUUGUUGAGCUACAAUCACUCUGGAUUUACCUUGACCUUUUGGACUUUUCCAUGAUAUGUUAUUCAUCAGAUAAUUUAGAGAUGAGCCAAAUUUCAUCUUUAUUAUAAAUGAUGUCUUGAUUAUCAAGGGGUUAAUUCAUCUUGUGAGUGAAUUCUGAGUAACGUUGCAUCCUUAAGCUUGUUCCUUGAGUUAGGCAUCAGUGGUAUCACCUGCAGGCAAUUUUUUCCUAAUUUGUAAAAGGAAAUAACUCUUAAAAUCCCUUCAUUGGCCAAACAUUAUUUUAUGAAGCACAUCACCAUUCAAUUCUGGCUGUUCUCGGCCAAAUGGAUAUGUGAGAACAGACCUUGAAAGUGUAUUUGUUGUUAUCUUUGCACUGAGGAUCACAGCCACAAUGCCUGAAUGAGAGAUUUUUUUCAUAUAUAUAUAUAUAUAUAUAUAUAUAUAUAUAUAUAUAUAUAUAUAUAUAUAUAUAUAUAUAUAUAUAUAUAUAUAUAUAUAUAUAUAUAUAUAUAUAUAUAUAUAUAUAUAUAUAUAUCCCUUGAUUGAUGUAUGAUUACUUUCUACAAUAUUUUGUGUAGAUCAUGUUGAUGCAUAAUUAACUUCUUAUGUGAAAAAGGGGGCUUUUAUUCUGAGCUUCAAGACUUAUGACUACCGUACUCUUCAAAAAUCUUAAUACAGUAUCUGCAAAGAAAAAGACAUUUUUUAAAGUCAUUAAUAAAAGUUAAUGUUGGUCAGUCUCACAUACCGAUACUACACCAAUGUAUUGUACAUACUAAACACAACUUUGUAGAUAAUAAACACAGUACUGUACUGUAUUUGUAUAUUGUA